CUUUUCUGAAUUGCAAACAAUUUAUUCUAAAUGGUACAUACUUCUCAAAGUAGAGUUCCCUUUUAUCACUAAUUUGUAAAAUUCUAUUUGUUUUGUUUAUUCUUUGAUCUUUUGGAACGAAAAACGCGCACGUUAAAGAAUCGACGCGUAAAACUUGUUCAUGUCAUCCUUGGGUAUGUCUCGUUGCCAUAUUCUCUCCCAAAACAACUAUGAAAAACAAUUUAAUCAUGAGAACACUUUGUUUCAGUAAUUGGAUUCUUGUUCAUAAGCAUGAUUUCUCAAAUUUCAGACGCGGAUUCUUCGAAUGAUCUUUUAUCUAAUUCAAUUUCCUUUCAAUUGACUCGCCUCUCUUCUUUUUUUUUCUUUUUUGUUUUUCCUUCUUUUUGUUAGAAGCGCCUUACAUACUAUUUUUCCAUACCCUUUCUUUCCUCAUGCCCGGCCGACCAAAUAUCGAAUUCAGAAAUACUAUAACCUCGCUAAGAAAAUUCCACAAUACAUCUUACUCGGUUCUUAAUUGUACUGCUUAAUAUAAAGUGAACGUUUUGGGGAUUUCCCAGCUUACACAAGGCCGGUAUACGUCACCUUGAACACAUCAAGACCUAAAGACCUAUUCUCUUCCUUUGCGAUCGGUGUUUCUCUUAUAUCAUGGAAUGUAAAAUCAAAUGCGAUCUACGUAAGUAGUAUACGUAGUAGACCAUGAAGAAAAAUAAAAGCAAGCAACGUAUGAUGAUGUUGUGGUGAAGUAUACUAGUUAGAAACAAGAAUGUUUUCGAUUAUCCGAUGGCCUUUAAGUAUAUAUAGGCCCCGCUCCCAUAGCCGGGGGGCUCUGCAAAAGACAAUUGCAUCAGAUUUUGCAUUCUUUCGUUGUCGAUUUGAUUUAUUCAUACACUGGUCCUUGUUAGUUAUUGUUUUUAUUGCCAGCUUAUUAUCUUAAAACGUUUGUCAAGGGUUUAUCAUUGUUUGUUUUCCUUUUUGAUCAAUUUUAACAAACGUUUGUACAGUUCUUGUUCUCGUCUUUUGUUGUUAUACAUUUAGAUCGCAACAAAACGUUUCCGUGCGAUUCACGACUUUUCACAUAACGAAUUUUUUGUUACGACUUCUUUAGACCUGCUAUUACUUAUAUUUUGGGUUUACUGAUUGAUUUCUAUUUAUUUACGAUUUCCAACGGUUAACGAUUUUCUUUUAUUAAACUUAUUAUUAUUAUCCCAUUUUUGUGUCCAAUAUGAGUGCUGACGAUAUCCCCAAUGCAUCCCCUGAAGCUUUGUCAAAGCAAGUUGAAAUUGCUGAAAAACAACCUUUUCCUCCUAGCAUGCCUUCUCGUCUUCCUCAUGAGUUAUCUUGUCUUUAUGUUCCCCUCGAUACCUCAAAUAUUUCGGACGAUGAAGUCGCUGCCGUCGAUCGCUACCAGCGAGCAUGCGACUACUUGGCUUGCUCUUUAAUUUUCCUCUCCAAGGACAUUUAUACUGGUGGUGACCUUACCGAGGAUGACGUCAAGACUCGACUCCUGGGCCACUGGGGUACUUGUCCCGGCUUAAGUAUCGCCUACUCUCAUUGCAACCGUGUGAUUAAUAAAUAUGACUUGGAUAUGAUCUUCGUCGUUGGUCCUGGCCAUGGUGCCCCAGCCAUCUUGGCAGCUUUGUUUUUGGAAGACUCACUUGGUCCCUUCUAUCCUCAGUACCAAUUUAAUCGCGAAGGUCUUAAAAACUUGAUAAGUACCUUUUCCUUACCUGGUGGUUUCCCUUCACACGUAAAUGCCGAAUGUCCUGGCUCUAUCCACGAGGGUGGUGAAUUAGGUUAUGCUUUAUCUGUUAGUUAUGGUGCUGUUCAGGAUCACCCUGACUUGAUCGUAACUUGUGUUAUAGGCGAUGGCGAAGCUGAAAGUGGUCCUAUGGCCGGCUCAUGGCAAACUCACAAGUUUUUGGAUCCUGCCGAGUCUGGUGCUGUCAUACCCAUUUUGAGUUUGAACGGUUACAAGAUUUCUGAGCGUACUAUCUAUGGUUGUAUGGAUGAUUUUGAACUAUUGGCUCUUUUCAGUGGUUUCGGUUACCAAGUUGCUAUUGUCAACUAUACUGAUCAAUUCAAUCGUGAAAUGGCUGCAGCCAUGGACUGGGCCGUUGAAACUAUCCGUGAUAUUCAACACCAUGCUCGCGUGAAACGUGAACUAAUUAAGCCUAGAUGGCCUAUGAUUAUCCUUCGCUCUCCCAAGGGCAAAGGUUGCCCUAAAACUUUGAAGGGCACAUUUUUGGAAGGAACCUACCAUGCUCAUCAAGUUCCUUUGAAGGCCGCUCGAACCGAUCCUACUCAGCGUAAGAUGCUUAAAGAUUGGCUAUCGAGCUAUCGCUUUGAUGAAUUCUUGGACGAGGAGGGACUUCCAACUAGGGGAAUUCGCGAGUAUAUUCCUCGUGUUAAUAAGCGUAUGGGUCAACGCCAUGAAACUUAUAAUGCAUACACACCAUUAAAUGUAACCGACUGGAAGAAAUUCGGUGUACCCAAAGGUGAAAAGACAUCAGCUACUCAGGUUGUUGGUAGAUAUAUGGGCGAACUUGUACGCGCGAACAAUACCACCUUACGUAUCUUCUCUCCCGAUGAACUAGAGAGUAACAAACUUGAUGGAGUCUUGCAAUAUACUGAUCGCACUAUGCAAACUGACCCAACAUUGAUGACCAAGGGUGGCCGUGUCACAGAAGUCCUUUCCGAGCACAUUUGCCAAGGUCUCAUGCAAGGUUACACCCUUACUGGUCGUACUGCGAUCUUCCCCUCAUACGAGGCCUUCAUGACAAUUGUCGUUAGUAUGUUAAUUCAAUACAGCAAGUUUAUCAAGAUGGGCCUUGAAUUACCAUGGCAUGGAAAAUUUGGAAGUUUGAACUAUGUGACUUCCAGUACUUGGGCACGUCAAGAACACAAUGGAUACUCUCAUCAAUCACCAAGAUUUAUCACUACCAUGCUCUCCUUCAAACCCGGCAUUAGUCGUGUUUACUUCCCAGCUGAUGCAAACUGUUUCUUGGCUACGAUGGCCAGAUGCAUGCGUUCCGAGAACACCAUUAACUUGAUGGUUUCUAGUAAGAAUCCUCAACCAAGUUAUCUUUCUAUUGAAGAAGCUGAAGCACACUGCACUGCUGGUGCUAGUGUUUGGAAAUUCUGCAGUACUGACAAUGGCGUAAGUCCUGACGUCGUUUUAGUCGGUAUUGGUAAUGAAAUUAUGUUUGAGGUGGUUAAGGCUGCUGAAAUGUUGACGAACGAUAUCCCUAGCUUGCGGGUGCGUGUUGUUAACGUCACUGACCUUAUGGUGCUUUCCAGUUUGCAUCCUCACGGAAUGACUCAACUUGAAUUCGACGCCUUGUUCACGAAGAAUUGCCAUGUUCACUUUAACUACCACGGUUAUGUCAUGGACUUGAAGAGCUUGCUUUUUGACCGCAUUGAACCCUCUCGUGUUACCAUGAAUGGAUACCAGGAAGAAGGUACUACAACCACUCCUUUCACCAUGAUGAUGGUUAACAACACUUCACGCUAUGAUGUUGCUAGACAAGCAUUGCAACACUCUCUUCACAACCCUGUUGUCGCCGUAAACUGCCAUAAUUUGAGUUCCAAUUACUCUCAUAAGAUGGAUGAAAUCAAGGACUAUAUAUUCAAGUACAAGGACGAUCCUCCGGAGACUUAUGAUGUUCCUGACUUUAAGGAUAAGCGCACCAUUUAGACUGAAUAACUGUUGUUGACAGAAAAAGAAAGGAGCUCUUUCGAUAUGCAAAGUCAAGAAGUCAUCAUUUUUGAAAAUAGAUAAUAUAGUGCUAAUAACAUUGGUUUUACACUAGA
Schizosaccharomyces cryophilus OY26 is the source of this 3810-nucleotide messenger RNA. RefSeq names its product phosphoketolase. Gene Ontology annotation, molecular function: aldehyde-lyase activity. The transcript has a single exon. The coding region runs from base 1223 to 3694 and encodes 823 amino acids. The record is from RefSeq and is a predicted model, not a curated record. NCBI's taxonomy places the organism in Eukaryota, Fungi, Ascomycota, Schizosaccharomycetes, Schizosaccharomycetales, Schizosaccharomycetaceae. Gene Ontology annotation, biological process: carbohydrate metabolic process.